AUGAACAAGCCGUACGAACAAGCCAUGGAGUCGUUCCUGUCGAGGCCAAAGAGAAAACAUGAACCGGAAGCGGAUUCAUGCCGUGAUGAUGAAGAGGGUGACGAACCCACCGAAGUCAAGCUCGCUCUCUUAUCGUCACUGCACCCCGUCGUUGGGCAAGACACCCUCCUGGACGUGUUGCUGGCCCAUGACGGAUCGGUUCGACUAGCUUCGGCUGCGCUUCAGACUCGGCCAGAGAGCAGGAAGAGGGAUGGCAUUGUUGGCCAUCAAACAUCACUGAAACAAUACGCGCUUCCCAGCGAUGCGGCCUCGCCAGCAACGAAGAAACCGAAAGUGAAAAAGGGCAGGACCCUUCACCUGUACGACCCCGAAGACAUAGCGGAGCAUACGCCUUGCACGAUUGUGCACAAUUUCCUGCCUGCCGAGGAUGCGGAUAGGUUAUUGAGAGAGCUUCUAGAAGAGGCAAAGACAUUUGAGAAGAUCACCUUCAAGUUGUUCGACAAUGUCGUGUCCAGCCCACAUACGUCGAGCUUCUUCGUCGAGAGCGGCGAUGCGAUGCAGCAGCAAAAAGCCGACUACUACUAUAACGGCUCCAAACUGACGGCAAGCUUCCGCGACAUUCGACGAAUCACGCCCGAAUUGCAGAGAGUCAAGCCGAUUGUGCAGGAGGCGGUCAACAACGAGGUAGCGGAGAGAAUCAAGACUCGCUACCCCGGCGGCAAAAAGCUCAAGUACCAGUCCCCUCACGUCUGGGUUCCCAACUCGGCCUUUGUAAACUGCUACGGCGGCGGGCAGGAAAGCGUCGGAUGGCACAGUGAUCAGCUCACAUACCUCGGCCCUCGCGCCAUCAUCGGGUCCAUCUCGCUAGGCGUGGCCCGCGAGUUUCGCGUGCGUCGCGUCCUCCCAAAAGACAAGGAAAAGAGUACAGAGGGUGACGGCUCCGGCUCCGGCGGCAGCAACACGGCGGCCGACGCGGAUGCCGAGGGCCAGAUCUCGAUCCACCUGCCGCACAACUCGUUGCUGGUGAUGCACGCCGAGAUGCAGGAGGAGUGGAAGCACUGCAUCGCACCGGCAGCGUCCAUAGACCCACACCCGAUCGCGGGCAACAAACGCAUCAACAUCACGUACCGCGACUACCGGCGGAAUAUGCACCCUCGACGGACGCCGCGAUGUGGAUGUCGCGUUCCUUGCGUGCUGCGCGUUGUGCAGCGAACGAAGGAAAACUUUGGAAAGUAUUUUUGGAUGUGCCACGCCAGCAACGUACCAGGCAAGGCUGGAUGCUCAUUUUUCCAAUGGGCCAAUUUCACCGAUGACGGGGAUCCGAUUCUGACAGCUGGGAGCGAGCAAGUCGGCCCUAUGCGCAGUUGGACAGAGCCAUCGAAACGCUCGAGUCUGCAUCGAACCGAUUCCAGUCCCACGGUGCCAUCGCAGGCGACGAGGGAACAGAUCAACAUGGCGGAGAAGCUUUCAUUCCCCGCCGCCUCGGCCGCAGUCCUCGAGCCUCAUCUGCCCCCUCGGAGGAAGGAGUCCGCGGUAACGAUGAAUGGCCUGCCCUUUGUGACGCUGACGUUUGCGACAUCUCUCGACUCGACGCUGUCACUCGCGCCCGGCCUCCGCACCCGUCUAUCGGGCGCCGAGUCCAAGGCCAUGACACACUACUUGCGGUCCCGUCACGACGCCAUCCUCGUCGGCGUCUCGACGGUCCUCGCCGACGACCCAGGACUGAACUGCCGCAUCGCCGGCGCCGCGACCCAACCGCGUCCCAUCGUCCUGGACCCACACCUUCGUUGGACACCGCACCGCGACCACAAGAUCUUGGAGGUGUCUCGCCGCGAUGCCGGUCUGGCCCCCUUUGUUCUCACCGGCGUCGCAGCGUCGGCAAUCCCAGAGGAGAGCGCUGCGCUGUUGCGGGAGCAUGGGGGCAAGUAUAUUCACCUGACGCCAAGUCGUCGUGACCAUGAUCGAACGCGCUUUGACUGGCGACACAUCUUGGUGGCGCUGCGAGACGAGGGUUUAUCGAGCGUCAUGGUCGAGGGCGGCGGCACCGUCAUCAACACCUUGCUCGCCCCAGUACACCAUGAGUUGGUCGACUCGGUUAUUGUCACGGUGGCACCCACCUGGCUGGGUCAGGGCGGCGUCGUCGUCUCGCCCGAAAGAGUCACCGAUCAAGCCGGGAGCCCUGUGCCGGCUGCGAGGCUCUCCGGCGUUUCAUGGCAUCCGUUUGGCGAGGACAUGGUGCUGUGCGGGAGCCUGCGCGCCUGA
Drechmeria coniospora is the source of this 2262-nucleotide messenger RNA. Its product is annotated as GRF zinc finger domain containing protein. The coding region runs from base 1 to 2262 and encodes 753 amino acids. Gene Ontology annotation, cellular component: nucleus. NCBI's taxonomy places the organism in Eukaryota, Fungi, Ascomycota, Sordariomycetes, Hypocreales, Ophiocordycipitaceae. The record is from RefSeq and is a predicted model, not a curated record. The transcript is spliced from 3 exons. Gene Ontology annotation, molecular function: dioxygenase activity; 5-amino-6-(5-phosphoribosylamino)uracil reductase activity; zinc ion binding. Gene Ontology annotation, biological process: DNA alkylation repair; DNA repair; riboflavin biosynthetic process.